Paramecium primaurelia is the source of this 176-nucleotide messenger RNA. The record is from the annotation of a GenBank genome assembly. Lineage: Eukaryota; Ciliophora; Oligohymenophorea; Peniculida; Parameciidae.
AUGGAAGUAUUAAAGAUGUUUUCAAAAAAUGGCACAUAAGAUAUCUUACAAUAGAGAAUCAUUGAUCCAUAUUUAACUAAAUUUCAAUAGGGAUUUAGAAAGAAUUCAAUUAUUAAUCAUGAUCUCUACUAAAAGUAUUUAAUUUAAAUUACUAUAGAUAUGUGGUUGUUAUAUGA